This is a messenger RNA of Eucalyptus grandis, 1040 nucleotides long. RefSeq names its product U-box domain-containing protein 33. Lineage: Eukaryota; Viridiplantae; Streptophyta; Magnoliopsida; Myrtales; Myrtaceae. The record is from RefSeq and is a predicted model, not a curated record. Gene Ontology annotation, biological process: protein phosphorylation; protein ubiquitination. Gene Ontology annotation, molecular function: ubiquitin-protein transferase activity; protein kinase activity; ATP binding.
CCUCAAGCGUAAAUCAGCAGGACUUCCUUUCUGAAUUUUCUUCCUCAGAGAUAAUGGAAGCUACCGACAGUUUCAAUCCAUCCUUGAAGAUUGAUGCGGGAGAGUAUGGGAGCACUUAUAAAGGCUUUCUUUGUCACAUCCCAGUGACCAUAAAGAUGUUCUUUGAAGGAUCCUCACAGUACCAUCAAGAGGUCCAAACAGCAAGUAAGCGAAGACAUCCGAAUUUGGUUAACCUCAUUGGAGUCUGCACUGACGAUUGGAUGCUUAUCUAUGAGUAUCUCCCUGGCGGUAGCCUUGAAGACCAACUCUGCUGCACAGGCAACGCUGAGCCUCUAUCAUGGCAAACUCGUGUGUGCAUUUGUACAGAAACAUGUGCUGCAUUAAUUUUUCUACAUUACCACGGUGGCAUAGCACAUGGUGACCUGAAAGCAGGAAAUAUUCUUCUCAAUGCCAACUUCAUGCCGAAACUAAUAAAAUCUGGACUCUCCCACGCCAACGGCGGGGAACGAUCUUUUGGCUCGGAUGUUUAUUCAUUUGGUCUUAUAAUAUUGCAGUUAUUGAUUGGGAAAUCGGCCUUGAAACUAAAAGAGAUGGUGCAUGACUCAUUUAUUCUAGAGAACUUGAAGGGCAUAAUGGAUUUUACAGCAGGGCACUGGCCACUUGAGCAAGCCAGAGAGCUGGCUCACAUGGCAUUGAGGUGCUGUGACAUAAAUCGCAGCAACCGGCCCGAUCUCAAGUUCGAAGUGUGGCCGGUGCUCGAGCAUAUGCGAAUUCUUAGUGAAGGUUCAUCAUCCAAUUCGUCAGGUCCUAAAGAGCCUAGUGAACCUCCUCCAUAUUUCAUUUGUCCAAUCAACCAGGAAAUUAUGCAAAAUCCCCAUGUAGCAGCAGAUGGUUUCACCUAUGAGGCAGAUGCAAUAAGGUGUUGGUUUUCUAGUGGCCACAAUACUUCACCUAUGACGAAUCUCCGGCUUGCGAACCUUGAUCUCCUCCCGAAUAUGAGUCUGCGAUCUGCUAUUCAAGAUUGGUUGCAAGACCAUUGA